This is a messenger RNA of Helianthus annuus (common sunflower), 1001 nucleotides long. RefSeq names its product small heat shock protein, chloroplastic. Bases 140 to 796 code for a protein of 218 amino acids. The transcript has 2 exons. The record is from RefSeq and is a predicted model, not a curated record. Lineage: Eukaryota; Viridiplantae; Streptophyta; Magnoliopsida; Asterales; Asteraceae.
UUCCAUCGUGAGUCGCACUCACCUUUCUCCACGUAUAAAACCCCACUUCGCUCCCCAACAACGCCACGUAACAAACUCCAGAAUCAAAUUGCAGCUAUCAAACCACCGUUAAACCAUCAUCAAUCUUCAACAGUCAGAUAUGGCUACCUCCACCAUUCUCAAGAGAAGCACCACUGCAGCAGCAGCAAACCUCUUCAACAAGCUUCUUCUUCCUAUUCGCUCCCUUUCUGCUACACCUUCCGUUCAUCGGAGCUUCAAUACGAACGCAUCUCAGGUCUCUGCUUAUGAAGAUUUCAAUCGCAGCGUCGAUGACAAUCGCCGUCCUGAUUCUUCCGUUUCUCGCCGCCGUGACAAUGAUUUCUUCUCAGACAUAUUUGAUCCGAUUUCUCCAACGAGAAGCUUGAGCCAGAUCUUCAACAUGAUGGAUCGAUUCAUGGAGAAUCCGUUCAUGACAUCAUCUCCAGGUGGAGGAUUAGGAUUAGCAGGAAGGCGAGGAUGGGACGCAAAGGAAACAGACGAGAGUCUGAGUCUGCGAUUCGACAUGCCAGGUUUGGACAAAGAGAAUGUGAAGAUCUCUGUGGAGCAGAACACGCUGAUCAUCAAAGCGGAGGAAGAGAAAGAAACCGAGAACGAUGAAGAACCGCCUCGUAGAUACUCCAGCAGAAUUGAUCUGCCUGUUGAUGCGUAUAAACUCGAUGAGAUCAAAGCAGAGAUGAAGAACGGUGUGCUGAAAAUUAUGGUUCCUAAGGUGAAGGCAGAGGAAAGGAAGAAUGUGUGGCAGGUUGAAGUGAACUGAAGUGAAUAUGAGAUCGUUUAGUUAGGAGUUCGAGUUUUCUUUGAGUAUGUUGUUUGUGGUUGACAUCUAGCAAUACAAAAAUAAAAGGUUGUGUCAACUUUUGGAUGUACAAGUUUAGUUUAAAACUUGCAGAGUUUAUACUUUUAAAAAGUGAUGGUGUAAUGCCACUUUUGCCUUGAUUUAUACAUGAAAGUAUUAUCACUUA